AUGCGAGAGCUAGAGGAAACUCACAAAGCAAUUAUAUACGACAUUGUUAUUUCAAAAGUCUGGGCGAAGACUGGCAUGAUGAAGUCGUACGCAGCCACGUAUAAGAUCUUGAAUGAAUUGAAGAAUUGCGGGAUGGUACCUAGGACUAUGCUUGAUUUCGGUUGUGGCGCAGGCCCGUCUCUUUGGGCAGCAAAUGAGCUCUUCAAAGACUCGCUGGAGGAAUAUACGGGCGUAGAUAAAUCACUUGAUCAAUUACGAAUGGCUAGAUAUGUGGUCACAGGAGGCCAUCCGGAUCGGGAUACGCCCGGAAUUCGCUUCAAAAAGAGCCUUCCAGAUGGAAUUGCUGGCUCAAAAGAACAGUACAAUAUAGUCAUGUGUGCACAAACGCUUGGGGACCUUCCUGAUAGAAAAUCAAGAGUGUCUGCUAUCGAUAAGAUGUGGAAUAAGGUGCAUUACGAAGGCGGAGUGCUGGUAAUUAUCGAAUCUGGGAGUAUCGCUGGACACGAAAUUGUUCAAGAAGCGCGAUCGCAUUUGAUCGACAACAUGAAAAACUCCUUUGUCGUUGCACCAUGUGGUCAUAAUGCUCCCUGUGGGUUGUUCCGAAAAGCAGAAGGUCCGAUGGCAAACUCUAGGCGGCUUGAAAAGCCAGAAUUAGAUUUCUUCCCCCGUUGCUCAUUCCCAGUGAGAUAUGAAAGGCCUCACUGGGCAUUUACAAAGGGACAGGACGAUGGGAAUCAAAGGACGAUGGUAGUGGAGUCUUUCAAUUACAUCGUCAUAGCGAAAAAUGUUAACCAGCUUCCUCCAGCACUUCAGGCUCCGAGAAUAAUCGCAUUGAAUAGAAAAUGGGGCUGGAAAAGACAACGUACGAAUAAAGCACAUGCAGAAUAUCAGUUGAGAAAGACGCUGCUUGAAAAGGAUGAGCUGAAGAGAUGGGAGUACAACGACUGGGACCUUGAGCAAGAGAUUACUGCAUUUUGCCAUCGAAUUCAAUGUGAAAUGGACCAGUACGAAUUCAGCCAGCUUGUGAAUGCUGAUUUUAAUCAGGAAUAUAUAAUUGCCGUGCUUAAAAAGAUAGUCGAUCAGCCGAAAUGGAAGGAACAAAAGGAGAGCGAAAAGCUUCUGGAAUCUGACAUCUACGACGAGAAUAUUGAAAUAUUGGGAAGGCGUCGUUCCAUGUCAUUUGUUGAUCGCGUGCCUCUUAUCUUCCAGGCUGGACAUGGCGGGCGAGGAGCUGUGGGUGGCAAAGGUGGUGUUGGAGGCCUCGGGGGCGAUAUAAUUAUUCAGCCUUACAAAGAGAUGACUAUGAAAAUGUUCAACGAUCUGAUCAAAAAUCAAAGAAGUCUUGAGCGAACUACAGACGACGCUUUCGUCGAGCUGUCGGAAUCGGAAUACAGAGUAGACGAGCUUGAGGUGACUCCAGAAGUGCCAAUCGUCAGAGCAGCGAAUGGAUCCGCUUGUCCAGGAAACAUUCGCUUUGGAAAACAUGCGCAGAACUUGACGAUUACUGUUCCAAUCGACACAGAGAUCAGAAAUGUGGAUACUGUUAUUAUCGCAAAAGGAGGGGUUGGUGGAAAAGGCCUAACUGGAAAGCGCUGGCAAGAUAGAAAAUGGAAUUCCGAAGCUGAAAAAGAGAGGGCAAAGUCGUGGAUUACUGGACAGCGAGGCGAGUGUUUCAAAGCUUUUAUCGAGCUGAAGCGAAUCGCAGACGUCGGCUUCAUCGGCUUUCCCAACGCGGGCAAAAGCACGCUUCUAAAAGCGCUUUCGAAAGCGAAUCCGCAGAUUUCAGCAGCGCCCUUUACUACAAUUAGGCCUAAUAUAGGCGUUAUAAAGUUUGAGGAUGGGAGACGGAUCGAACUUGCUGAUUUGCCCGGACUAAUCGAUGGAGCUCAUAUCGGCCGCGGCUAUGGUCAUCAGUUUUUGCAUAUGAUCGAGAGAAAUGCCUGUCACUUGAUGGUGGUUGAUAUCAACGGCUUCCAAUUGGAUUCGGGAGGGCCUUUUCGAAGCGCGUUUGAAACGAUUGUGCAGCUCAUUUCCGAACUUGAGCUUUACAACGAGCACAUACCAUCAAAACCGUUCAACCUGGUCCUGACAAAAGCCGAUAUUCCGGAUUCAAACAGAAAAUAUGAAAUUUUAAUGGACCAACUCGACAACUGGGACACAAUGAUGAAGAAGCUCGAGCCCGAAUUGGGACAAGUGCCCUCAUCAAAGCCACGAUUCGAAUCUGUACACUUUAUUAGCCCGCGAUUAGAGCUGAGAAAUAGAGAAAAACGAGAAACUGACAGUGAAGAGCUGGUCAAUCUCAAGAAGUCGAUAAGAAAAUUGAUAAACAAGUCAAAACUUUACGAAGCCGCGAAAAUAUCAGUGAAAAAAGAAGACUCUGAAUUUGAGGAAAAAAGGAAGAACCCAACCUCGAAAGAGUAUCAAAAAGAAAGACAAAACAGGAUAAAGACGCUACAGCAGAGCACACGUCCGAUAGAUCCAGACUUACUGCCUCCCGAGAAAACGAAGGAUUUCGAUUUUUGA
Oikopleura dioica is the source of this 2523-nucleotide messenger RNA. Lineage: Eukaryota; Metazoa; Chordata; Appendicularia; Copelata; Oikopleuridae. The record is from the annotation of a GenBank genome assembly.